This is a messenger RNA of Pelecanus crispus (Dalmatian pelican), 183 nucleotides long. Its product is annotated as antimicrobial peptide THP2. Gene Ontology annotation, biological process: defense response. NCBI's taxonomy places the organism in Eukaryota, Metazoa, Chordata, Aves, Pelecaniformes, Pelecanidae. The record is from RefSeq and is a predicted model, not a curated record. Gene Ontology annotation, cellular component: extracellular region.
AUGAAGAUCCUUUGCCUGCUCUUUUCUCUCUUCUUCUUGGCACUCCAGGUUUCUCCAGGUUUGUCUUCACCCCAGCGGGACAUGUUUCUCUGCAGAAAAGGGAGCUGUCACUUUGGAAGAUGUCCCUUCCAUCUGGUUAAAGUUGGAAGUUGCUUUGGGUUCCGCAACUGCUGCAAAGCGUGA